AUGACUGAAAAUGACACCCCAUUGGGCGCUGCAGCCCAAACGCCUUCCACUCCCAACGACAUAGAAAAACAAGCAAGCCCGUCAGACCCACCGCAGAAAAAAGAUUCUGCCUUUAAAAAUCUCGGCCUUUUGGACCGAUUUCUCGCGGUAUGGAUUUUCCUGGCUAUGGCAAUUGGUAUUAUUUUGGGAAAUUUCGUGCCAAGCACUGGACCUGCGUUACAAAGGGGGAAGUUUGUUGGUGUUUCAGUUCCUAUUGGUAAGGAUUUAACGAUUUCUCUGCACUUGCGCUUUGAGAGUUUGCAUCAGGUCUUCAAAACCCGUCAGAUAUGGAUUCAGAUUGCGUUCAGUAUUGUUGUUAACUGGAUCAUUGCCCCAUUUUUCAUGGCUUUCCUUCCAGACGAACCGGAGCUACGCCAGGGGCCGAUUCUGGUCGGACUAGCACGAUGCAUCGCUAUGGUUCUGAUCUGGACCGGUCUGGCAGGCGGCGACAGCGAAUACUGCGCCAUCCUCGUCGCCGUGAACUCCCUCCUGCAAAUGGUGUUAUUCGCACCCAUGGGCGUCUUUUUCAUCCAAGUCAUCAGCGGCGAUAGCAUAGCCUUUCAAUAUUCCACCGCCGCGAAAAGCGUCGCCGUCUUUCUGAAAUGGGCAAGCCCCUGGUCUCUCAUUGGGCUUUUGCUCACGAUAUUGGUGCUGUUCGCGUCUCAGGGUUGUCACGUUGUUCAUCAGAUUGUCUCUGUGAUCGGGGUGGCCGCGCCGCUGAUUGUUUAUUUCGCGGUUAUAUUCCUCUUGACGUUGUUGGUUACGUACAAGUUGGGCUUUGGGUAUAAGCUCGCGGUGACGCAAAGUUUUACCGCUGCUAGUAAUAAUUUCGAGUUGGCGAUUGCCGUUGCUGUUGCUACGUUUGGGGCAGACAGUAAUCAGGCACUGCUUCGGCUUGUCUAUGCUGUUAAAUUUACAGCGAAGGGACUGAACUGGAAGGAUUAG
This is a messenger RNA of Aspergillus homomorphus CBS 101889, 984 nucleotides long. RefSeq names its product SBF-domain-containing protein. Lineage: Eukaryota; Fungi; Ascomycota; Eurotiomycetes; Eurotiales; Aspergillaceae. The record is from RefSeq and is a predicted model, not a curated record. Gene Ontology annotation, molecular function: antiporter activity; arsenite transmembrane transporter activity; antimonite transmembrane transporter activity. Gene Ontology annotation, biological process: antimonite transmembrane transport; arsenite transport. Gene Ontology annotation, cellular component: plasma membrane. Bases 1 to 984 code for a protein of 327 amino acids. The transcript has 6 exons.